CCUAGAUUUCACAAUAUCGCUAUUUUCAUAUUUUUUCUAGAGUUAUCCACACUUUGAAAAAAUGUCAUUUACUCUAGAGAUAUAUUUUACAAAAUGUUAAAGCUUCUAGAAUUUCAGUCACCUUGACACACACUUUUUUGAGUUUUCUUGAGGAAAGUUUAUUUUUGGAUUGUAUCGAUGAGUACACCAUGUCAACGUUCAUCUACGUCUUCAACCAACUCUUCAUCAAGUCUACCAGAAAGUAAUUCAACUAAAUGUCCAAUUGUAUCAAGUGAAAUAAUACCUGAUGAUAAAAGAUUAGAUGUUUGGAUGGCAUGUUUAAAUAUUCCAUGUGACAAUAAUAAGCCUCUUGAACGUCUAGAUUCUGAAGAAAUGGAUACGGUGCCCAAUUUAGGAGAAAUUGUAGAUUUUGCUACUGGGGUUGCUGAUCGAAUUGAACUCGCUGAACAUAUGAAAGCAUCAAUGAGAUUCGAAAUCAUUAGGAUUAUAAGCUACCACUGUGGAGAAACACAACAAAAAUUUAAUCCAAUAGAUGGUUGGCAUGAUUUAUUAGAACCAAUUAUUUACCUAGCAGGUUCAGAAGUUUUAAAAUAUAAAAUAUUCAAAGCUAUAUUAAAACGUUAUAUUCCACAACAUGAUUACUAUGAAUCAAUAAUAAGAUUUCUAGUGAUUUAUCAUGAUCCACAAUUACAUACGUUUUUGAAAUCAAAAGAAAUGACACUCCGAAAUUAUCCUUUUAUUUGGAUUAAUAGACUUUUUGCUGGCCUUGUAUCACCACCAGUGAUAUUCACCAUGUGGGAUCGUUAUUUUAUUGAAAAAAAUCGAUUUUUAAUUUUUUUCUUAUCAGCAGCAUUAAUGAUAACUUUUCGUGAUGACAUCAUGAGUUACAAGAAUGAAGAUAAAGAUACUUUAAUAUUCGCACUAUGGGCACUUCCAACUAAUAUAAAUGCUGAAAAUCUUUCUGAUUUUUUUGCUUUAGCUGACCGUUUAAAAAAUACUACUCCCCCUUCUUUUAUUAACAGAUUGUGUCCAGUGAUAUUUGAUGAUAAAAAAGAUGAAAAUUCAUUAUUCGAUACUAUAUGUUGGUCUGUAACUGUUGAAGAAUUAGUAAAAUCUAUGGAAAAAACUUCCAUAUUAUCAGCUGUAUCAAAAAAUAUCCGGUUUUUCAUUAUUGAUUGUAGAUCUCAAGAAGAAUUUGAUGCUGGACAUUUACCCACAGCAUAUUUUCUAGAUUAUAACUUGAGAAUUACUAACCCCAUAAAGUUUUCUGAUAAUAUUGAAAAAUUACGUGAUUUACAAACAAGUUUAUUGAAAAAUGAUAUAAAAGCAAGACACUUUUGUUUUAUAGAUAGUGGUCGUGAAGAACAUAAGAAUUAUACAGAUAUGGUGAUCAGAUCAUGCCAACGAAGAGACAUUAAAUAUAUAAAUUUACUCGUGGGUGGAUAUAAAGCAUUGCACGAAUAUGUUGGAAAUGAUGUUGAUAAUUUUUUUGCUAGCCAUAAUGCUCAACGAUGUGCAGUUUGUAAAGAGAAUGCUCCUCCUGUAACGAUGAAUAGAUUAGAAAGAUUGAAGAGUCAAGGAGAAGAAUUUGUUAAUCGUUUAAGAACUUCAAAAAGUACGUAUAGUGUGGAAGAAGAGACUCCUGGUCCUUCAAGGAUGGCUAGAAGUAAAUCUAUGUAUGAAAAUCCACAUACAUCUAUUUCGAAAUGGUUGGAAGAUCCCAAUUUAGUUACGUAUUUUGAGUGUAAAGAAUUAGAUAAUUCUAAUAAGCAUCAUGAUUGUGACCUAGUAAUUACGAAAGAUCAUUUAAUUGCUUUACGAAAAAUGCGUAAUCGAGAAGAUGCAGCCGAAAUAUCAGUCAGACGACCCUUGACAAGCAUUAUAAGCAUAAAGGCAAAAAAAAAGAAUAAAAAUGUCAUUGUAAUUAAAUAUGAUGAAGCAUCAAAAGCAGAUGACUUUGUUGUAAAUAAUGCAAGUGAAUUUUUAUUUUCUGAUUCAGCAAAAGCAAUGCGGUUCUUUUCUGGAGAAUAUUUCAGAACACUUUUAAUACCGUAUUCCACUGAAAGAUUUUUUAACCAAAAUAACUAAUAAGAUUAUGAAUCUUUGAAAAAUUAA
Messenger RNA from Chelonus insularis, 2115 nucleotides. RefSeq names its product TBC1 domain family member 23-like. The transcript has 4 exons. Bases 178 to 2088 code for a protein of 636 amino acids. Gene Ontology annotation, cellular component: trans-Golgi network. NCBI's taxonomy places the organism in Eukaryota, Metazoa, Arthropoda, Insecta, Hymenoptera, Braconidae. Gene Ontology annotation, biological process: retrograde transport, endosome to Golgi. The record is from RefSeq and is a predicted model, not a curated record.